AUGACUGAGAAAGAUCUUGGUCAAUUUUCUCCAGUGGAUUAUAUAUUUUUUGUGAUAGUGUUUGUUGUAUCAUCAAGCAUAGGGCUGUACUAUGCCAUAAAGUCCCGAAAGACAGUAACAACAACGGAAGAAUAUCUUCUGGGAGGACGGAAGAUGGGACUGUUUCCGGUGUCUUGCUCAAUAGUUGCUACGUCAAUCACAGGAAUGGGAACUGUUGGCUUAGCAGCUGAGGCAUAUGCAUUUGGUAUCUACAACCUUAUGGUAUGCUACACGAUGACCCUUGUAGGAAUUGUUAUCUCGUGCAUUUUCUUGCCAGUUUUCUCCGCAUUAAGGCUCACGUCGACUUUUAAGUACUUCGAACUGCGUUUCAAUCGAAGAGUUAGGCAAAUUGCAAGUGGACUAUUCUUGCUGACUGGAUUUAUCUACCUUCCCUUUACGGUCUACGUUCCCGCUCUGACUUUUCAACGUGUUACUGGAGUAGAUAUUUACUUAACUGCAACGAUUCUCUCCUUGAUCUGUGCAGUUUAUACGGCUAUAGGUGGAUUUAAGGCAGUCAUCUGGACUGAUGUAGUUCAACUUGGUCUCAUGAUUGUCUCCUUCGUUAUUAUGAUAAUUGUUGGGAUUAACGCAGUAGGUGGAAUACGUAAUGUUUAUGAGGCCGGUUCAAGAGGAGGAAGACUCCGAAUUCUCAAGUAA
This is a messenger RNA of Lutzomyia longipalpis, 696 nucleotides long. Its product is annotated as sodium-coupled monocarboxylate transporter 2-like. NCBI's taxonomy places the organism in Eukaryota, Metazoa, Arthropoda, Insecta, Diptera, Psychodidae. The record is from RefSeq and is a predicted model, not a curated record. Gene Ontology annotation, molecular function: symporter activity. The transcript has a single exon. Gene Ontology annotation, cellular component: membrane. Bases 1 to 696 code for a protein of 231 amino acids. Gene Ontology annotation, biological process: sodium ion transport; transmembrane transport.